Vigna angularis (adzuki bean) is the source of this 968-nucleotide messenger RNA. Its product is annotated as 14-3-3-like protein B. The record is from RefSeq and is marked provisional. Gene Ontology annotation, biological process: signal transduction. Gene Ontology annotation, cellular component: cytoplasm. Lineage: Eukaryota; Viridiplantae; Streptophyta; Magnoliopsida; Fabales; Fabaceae.
AGAGAAGAGAAUGGCGGAAGGGCUGAACAGAGAACAGUACGUGUACCUUGCCAAGCUCUCGGAGCAGGCGGAGCGGUACGAGGAGAUGGUGGAGUUCAUGCAGAAGGUGGUGGUGGGGUGGACUCCAGCGACGGAGCUUAGCGUGGAGGAGCGCAACCUACUCUCGGUCGCUUACAAGAACGUCAUCGGCUCCCUGCGUGCGGCGUGGCGGAUCGUUUCUUCGAUCGAGCAGAAGGAAGAGGGUCGCAAGAACGAGGAACACGUGGCGCUCGUCAAGCAAUACAGAUCCAAGGUGGAGACGGAGCUCUCGAACGUGUGCGCCAGCAUCCUAAACCUCUUGGACUCCAACCUCGUCGCCUCUGCCUCCAACACCGAGUCCAAGGUCUUCUAUUUGAAGAUGAAGGGCGAUUAUCACCGCUAUCUCGCUGAAUUUAAGGUUGGGGAUGAGCGAAAGGCUGCAGCUGAGGAUACCAUGUUGUCUUACAAGGCUGCCCAGGACGUUGCUUAUGCGGAUCUUCCACCCACCCACCCUAUAAGAUUGGGCCUUGCUCUCAAUUUCUCGGUCUUCUACUAUGAAAUCCUCAACCAAUCUGAUAAAGCGUGUGGCAUGGCUAAACAGGCUUUUGAGGAAGCAAUUGCUGAGCUGGACACAUUGGGAGAAGAAUCCUACAAAGACAGCACGCUCAUAAUGCAGCUUUUAAGAGACAACCUUACCCUUUGGACUUCUGAUGUCCAGGACCAGCUAGAUGAGCCCUGAUAAGGUUGAUGGGUUGUAUUCUUCCUCUCAUGGAGGUGGGCUUUGAAUGUCAUCAUUUCUUUGUGCUAAAUUAAGAAUCGCCCUAGUUUAUAUAACAUGAUUGGCAAUCUGUGAUAUAAUGCUGUAUGAACAGAGACCAUGCUUCUUUUUUAUGUGUCAUAUGAUAUGAAAAUUGGAAAUGAUACUGUAUAAUGGGAUAUCGAAUUAAUUA